Messenger RNA from Dendronephthya gigantea, 842 nucleotides. RefSeq names its product COMM domain-containing protein 2-like. The record is from RefSeq and is a predicted model, not a curated record. The coding region runs from base 53 to 652 and encodes 199 amino acids. The transcript has 7 exons. Lineage: Eukaryota; Metazoa; Cnidaria; Anthozoa; Malacalcyonacea; Nephtheidae.
GAACACCAGUUUAUAGUUUCUAAUUUUAUAUGUCCACCAAAUUUGAUUUAAAAUGUUGUUAAUUCUAUCACAAGAACACAAAGAGCAUCUAGGAUUUCUUAGUGAUCUGCAAGUAGAGGUUGCUCAAGAAUUUUGCAGAAUAUCUUUGGAAUAUAUUUUAAAAGGAUCCAACCCUAAAAUUUAUCAAGCUGCAGCUCAAAAACUUGGGGUUCAAGUCAAUCAAGUGAAACAAGCUGUUGAAGGAUUGGUUUAUCUUUUUAAUGAAAGCUCUCGUCUUAUGAUUGGAGAAAUUGAUUUUCAAGAUUCAGUUAUGACAUUAGGUUUUUCUGAAGAACUUAACAAACUCUUGCUUCAGCUUUACCUGGAAAAUAGAAAUGAAAUAAGAAAACUGCUAGGGGAACUGUCAUUGGAACAACCACAUUACCAUAAUUUAGAAUGGCGAUUUGAUGUACAGCUUGCAAGUCGAUCUCUUCACCACCAAACCGAACCGCAAAUUCUUCUGAAACUACACACGAAACGCAAAGAUGUUCAAGACUUGAAGAUAUUCCAAACCGAUCCAGUAAAUCUUGUUCAUUUAACAUCGGAAUUAGAGAACGCUCUGGCUGAAAUGAAGACCGCUCAUUGCCGAAGAAUUCUGAGAAAUAUUAAAUAAUGUAAUGACAAUAUUUUAUAGAAUUUUGAAUGCAAUUGAAAACUAAAUCAUGCGACGUCGCCUCGAAUCAAUGUAAAUAAUAAAAUUGUUAUAGUUUCCUUCGGCUGAAUCCUUGUCAAUCGUCUGCACUUAAUGACGUUUUGUGAGAUAUAAGAGGAAAACUCGAAUAAGGCCUGCUGGCCUAGGUUAU